This is a messenger RNA of Closterium sp. Naga37s-1, 951 nucleotides long. The record is from the annotation of a GenBank genome assembly. Lineage: Eukaryota; Viridiplantae; Streptophyta; Zygnematophyceae; Desmidiales; Closteriaceae.
AUGCCUCCUAAGAAGCUGACGAAGGUUGUUCCCAAGAGUAACCUGGAGCUGUCUGACUCGCAAAAGGCCACGGAGACUUCCCCUCGUCCGAAGGAGCCUGCUGAUGACGUGUUGCUCACGCCUCGGCAGCCUGCUACGGAGUGUUCUGAGCCGUUGGUGGGGAAUUCGUCCCAGCCUUCGCUGCUUGAGCGUCUGUCAGCGCUCAAGGUCAAUGGCCUCAAGGAUGACAAAGGAAAGCUGCCAGUCGACGAUGAGGCUGCUGUUCACUCUCCGCGGCUGGCCUCCUCUUCACGAUCCCACGAAGAUGAGCUUCCUGAUGAACCUGUCAUGGAGGACGAGGACGAGGGUUAUCUCAGUGAUGACCCAGAUGAAGGAGCGGACCCUGAGUCAUUGAGUAUUGUUGCUUCUAAGCUGAAACAUACGCUGACGCUACUUGUUCCUUUCAGGCAUGAGUCAGAAGUGCCUAGGACAGCUGAUUCAGUUGCGGCUCACCUCGAUCACUGGAAGGAUGAUAUCUCUAAGGAAGCUCAGACUACUACGAAGUUCCAGAAGUUGACCCCGAUGUACCUGUCCAAGACGCAUUUUGGCCGUCUGCAAGUUGUCUUCACCUCGGAGGAUGACGCGUACUACGUCAGGCAGCGGAAGGUUGAGCAUGUCACACUCAAGGGUGAAACGCUGGAGUUGAGGUGGCAGUUCCCGGAAGACGCUACGUACAUCCAGCUGCAAGCGCUUCAUCCGCAGGCGAUAGAGGUGGUGCUGAAGGGGGUGUCCGCGGAGGUCACUCCAGAUGUUGAUGCCUGCGAGAAGGCACACGGCUCCAGCUUCGAAAUUGUUGCGGCCCAUGUCGCGUCCUUCCGCCACAAGACCAACCGUACCAAGGCAGGUGCUGCCACUCGUGCGAGCAAGGGUGCUCUCGGCGUCGCGGCUCUGAAGAAGGAGUUUCUCAAGUGA